AUGGCUGAAGAACUGAAGAACCCUAUUGCCUUCCAAUGCAUUGAAUGUAGCACUAUUCUGACUGAUUCUUUCUUUUUAACCGAAAGAAUGAACGAUUUCCUUAUCUUUACUAAGGCCCCAAAUGUAAAGGUUGAAGAGGAGGUCUUACAGUCUACAAACGAGUCAGACUCACUUUGUUCUUAUCAUCUUAUCAGUUGUUUGUGUGGCAAGUCUUUAGGCCGUAAGUACUUAACCGUAAGUACUAGUAUGUCCAGUUGUUUAGGGAGUUAUGCUAUUCAGAUCAAAGAUAUCAGAGGGUAUCAACUAGGAGUUAGUUCACCAGGAACUGAACAGUCUUUCAUGACCAAUGCCGAAAUCAAUAGUGAGAUAAUCAGAUUGCAAAAGUUCUGUACUUAUCUCUAUGGUAAGAUAAAAGAGAGUAAAUAA
This is a messenger RNA of Nematocida homosporus, 426 nucleotides long. RefSeq lists its product as uncharacterized. The transcript has a single exon. Bases 1 to 426 code for a protein of 141 amino acids. Lineage: Eukaryota; Fungi; Microsporidia. The record is from RefSeq and is a predicted model, not a curated record.